This is a messenger RNA of Hansenula anomala, 612 nucleotides long. RefSeq lists its product as uncharacterized. The transcript has a single exon. Lineage: Eukaryota; Fungi; Ascomycota; Saccharomycetes; Phaffomycetales; Wickerhamomycetaceae. The record is from RefSeq and is a predicted model, not a curated record. The coding region runs from base 1 to 612 and encodes 203 amino acids.
AUGUCUACAGAAGGAGAAUUCCACAUCAUCAAAGAGGCCAUUGUCGAUGGAGAACCAAUCAAUUCAACUAGAACAGAACAAUAUAUAACCGCCUCCCCAGAUAGUAAUAUAUCAUCAAUCCAACAUCAUUUAUUCAUCAAAUCUACAAGACCAAGAUAUGUGGAAACACUACAAGAUGUAUCAACUCUUCAUCAAUUCUUAAAAGAUCAAUUAUCGUUUGAUGAAGAAUCACCAAUAUUAGAAUACUCAACUUCUCGUAUUCGUCAUUAUGAACCAAUCUUGGGAUAUGAGAAUUUAAGUGAUAUUUAUGAUUAUUCUAAAAGAUUUGGAACAGAUCCAGCAGAGAUUUUGCAAAGAUUGGAUGCUCUUUAUGGGGCAAUCAAAGAUUGGGAUCUUGAUCAAGUUGGUAGAAUUAUCGAUAAUGAAAGGUUUAAUAGAUAUGUGGAACUUUUACAAGAUGUUGAUGAGGUGAGAAUGGAGAGAGAGUUUAAAGAGAGAGUUAUUAAAAGAAUGAUUAUUGAACAGAUUAGUAGUAUUGUUAGACCAAUUAAAAAUGAUCGUUCAAUUAAAGAGAAGGAGAUUAAUUUGGUGAUAUUGUUGAAUUCAAAUUGA